Protopolystoma xenopodis is the source of this 594-nucleotide messenger RNA. The record is from the annotation of a GenBank genome assembly. Lineage: Eukaryota; Metazoa; Platyhelminthes; Monogenea; Polystomatidea; Polystomatidae.
CUAUUUGCCUCCGGCGGUGGGACAGUUCCUUUCGGCCCUAUCAACUCGGACUCUGUCGGCCGCCCUCGGCGACGAGUGGGAACGGGAAUUUCGCCCAUUCCUCUCGGACCGCCCACUCACUGGUACAGUCGUGGGGGCAUUGAGCUUGCCGAUCCCGAGGUCCCAGGCCCCAGGCAGGAGGGGGAGGGGGGGCGCGAUCGCUGCAAGACGAGACGUCCGGUUCGGGGGAACAUCUGUUUGUCUGGCAGAAAACGUAUGGCCUACAUGCGGGUCUGCCGGUGGCGAGCUUCUGCCGUACCAGAUACCGUGUGUCUGUGUGUGUAUGCCUGCGGGUGUAUGUGGACGCGCGGACAUGUGCCGUUGCGUGUCUGUGCGUCGCUGAUUGCAGGCGGCUGGAGGCCACCAGGCAAGCGGUUGAAGCCGACUCCACUCGGUCGUCUCAAAACUCUACUGCAAUACGAAAAAAACACUCACCUCGUCCGCAGUCCUCUGGCCGGACUUGCAAAAUUGCCCGACGCCUUGCCGGCAUUGCCAUGGCGCCUGGUUCAAGCGAAGUCAAGUCACUGCCUCGUCCAUCCACUUCACAGCCUCUAA